AUGAGUCAUCACACGGAAAAGUCGAGUACGACCACUCCCAACACGACGCCCGCUCCACGAUCGACUACGAUGUCGGCUUCGAGCUCUCAGACGUCCCCUCCUCCAUCAUACGAGGAUUCUAAGGGUUUCACGUCUCGACCGCUCCGUGUCAUCGCAACACCACGUGAGUUCUUAUCGGAUGCUCGACUGAAAGAAGCAAAAGAAACCACACCGACAUCGUCGUCGGCAAAACGUGGGCCGCUCUCUUUCCUCGAACAAAUACGAGAACGUUGUGAACCGCUCGCUCGUGCCUUCUUGGGAACUACCCAGCUCGACGACCACACGACGGUUGACAGCUCCACCGCAGCAGAUCUCGAAGAGAUCAAGAACCUCCUACAGUCACUCAUCAUCGAUCGUUGGUGUCAAGAAGCCUGCUACUCGCAGACGUCCAAUAUGCCGUCCGCUAGAGCACCAAAGAUGGCGAAAUACUCGUUGGAUAAUUGUCACAAGGCAGGACCGUCUGGAUCCGCUCCACAAUAG
Caenorhabditis remanei is the source of this 519-nucleotide messenger RNA. RefSeq lists its product as uncharacterized. The record is from RefSeq and is a predicted model, not a curated record. The coding region runs from base 1 to 519 and encodes 172 amino acids. The transcript is spliced from 4 exons. NCBI's taxonomy places the organism in Eukaryota, Metazoa, Nematoda, Chromadorea, Rhabditida, Rhabditidae.